Molecule: messenger RNA, 3621 nt
Organism: Labeo rohita (rohu)
Lineage: Eukaryota; Metazoa; Chordata; Actinopteri; Cypriniformes; Cyprinidae
Product: NACHT, LRR and PYD domains-containing protein 12-like
Exons: 10
Coding region: 31-3474 (1147 amino acids)
Molecular function (GO): protein binding
Source: RefSeq, a predicted model, not a curated record
AGCAGUGUAUCUGUGAAAAGUAACAACUCCAUGCACCUGCCCCCUGAUCUCAGUGAUUUUUACACUCAGAGAGCAGCAUCUCCAGGAUUCAGCGGUGUAUCUAUGAAAAGUAACAACUCCAUGCACCUGCCCCCUGAUCUCAGUGAUUUUUACACUCAGAGAGCAGCAUCUCCAGGAUUCAGCAGUGUAUCUAUGAAAAGUAACAACUCCAUGCACCUGCCCCCUGAACUCAGUGGUUUUCACACUCAGAGAGCAGCAUCUCCAGGAUUCAGCGGUGUAUCUAUGAAAAGUAACAACUCCAUGCACCUGCCCCCUGAACUCAGUGGUUUUCACACUCAGAGAGCAGCAUCUCCAGGAUUCAGCAGUGUAUCUAUGAAAAGUAACAACUUCAUGUUUCUGCCCCCUGGUCUCAGUAAUGGACCUGCUGUAACCUUUGACCCUGUUACCAUCAGCAGGAAGAGAAAGAGAGCAGCUUCUCCACUGCAGCCCCCUGAUCUCAGUGAUGAAUCAGUGUCCUUUGAUCCUGUUAGUGGGAGAGCUGAUCAGAUCAGAUCUUACAGUCAGAAACACAUCAGUCAUUAUGAUACAGAAGCAGAUCUGCAGCUCAGUUCUCACCAACCAGUGUAUGAUGAUCUGCAGAGAGUCAAAGACCAGCACAAAACCAGCAUGAAGAACAAGUAUGAGAACUUAUUUGAGGGAAUCAAACUACAAGAGAAUCAAACCCUCCUGAACAGGAUUUACACACAGCUGUACAUCAUAGAGGGAGAGAGUGAAGGAGUGAAUGAAGAACAUGAGGUGCUACAGAUGGAGAAAAGUUACAAGACACUCCAAGACACUCCAAUCAACUGCAAUGACAUCUUUAAUCCUUUAUCUGAACCAGGAUGUGAGGAGAAGAAAAGAGAAACAAACAAAUUAAAGACUGUUCUUACUAAAGGCAUCGCUGGAAUUGGAAAAACCGUCUCUGUGCAGAAGUUCAUUCUGGACUGGGCCGAGGGAAAAGCCAAUCAGGAUGUGGAUUUCAUGUUUGUGCUUACAUUUCGAGAGCUGAACUUGAUUAAAGAUCAUCAGUACAGUCUUCACAGACUUCUGCUUGACUUUCAUCCUGAACUUCAAUAUCUGGACUCAAAGGUUUAUGAUGAAUGUAAAGUUGUGUUCAUCUUUGAUGGUCUGGAUGAAAGCAGAAUGAAACUGAUGUUUUCAGACAUUCAGAAAUUUUCUGAUGUGACUGAGAUUUCAUCAGUGGGUGUGUUGAUGUCAAACCUCAUGAAAGGAGAUCUGCUUCCCUCUGCUCUCAUCUGGAUCACCACCAGACCAGCAGCAGCCAAUCAGAUCCCCUCUAAAUACAUCAACCGUGUAACAGAAAUUCAGGGAUUCAAUGACCCUCAGAAGGAGGAAUAUUUCAGGAAGAGAAUCAGUGAUGAGCAUCAAGCCAACAGAAUCAUCUCACACAUCAGAAGAGCAAGAAGCCUCCACAUCAUGUGUCACAUACCCGUCUUCUGCUGGAUCUCAGCCACUGUGCUUCAAAACCUCCUGAAACAAGAUCUCAGUGCAGAAAUCCCUCAAACUCUGACUGAAAUGUACAUCUACUUCCUGCUCAUUCAAACAAAUAUGAGGAACCAGAAGUAUAAAGACAGACAUCCAGAGAAACUCCUGCAGUCCAACAGAGAAGUGAUUGUGAAACUUGCUGAACUGGCUUUCAAUCAGCUGAUGAAGGGCAAUGUGAUGUUCUAUGAGGAGGACCUGAGAGAGAGCGGCGUAGACAUCAUUGACGCCUCAGUGUAUUCUGGGAUUUGCACUGAGAUCUUUAGGGAGGAAUCUGUGAUUUAUCACAGGAAGGUUUACAGCUUUGUACAUCUGAGCUUUCAAGAGUUUUUUGCAGCACUGUAUGUGUUUUACUGCUAUUUACACAAGAACAGUGAGGUUUUGAAAAUGUUCCUGACAGGAAAGUCCAGAACUCAAUGUGAGAAUAUUUCUCUAGAUGUGUUUCUGAAGGAAACAAUGAAUAAAGCCUUAAGAAGUGAAAAUGGACACUUGGAUCUUUUCCUUCGAUUUCUUCAUGGCAUCUCGCUGGAGUGCAAUCAGAGACUCUUACAGGAUGUACUGAUACACACAGAGAACAACCCAGAGAUCGUCAAGAAAAUAAUCCAAAACCUCAAACGAGGUCAAAAAGACAAUGUCAGUCCUGAAAGAUGGAUGAAUCUGUCACACUGUCUGAUUGAAAUGAAGGAUAAUUCUGUUGUUAAAGAAAUGCAGGCAUUUUUAAACUCUAAAACAAAAAGGAAAAAUCUUACUCUUGCACAGUGCUCAACUUUGGCAAACAUGAUCCUGAUGUCAGAGGAGGUGCUGGAUGAGUUAGACUUUAAUAAGUACAACAUCAAAUCAAAAGAGGGCAGAAGGAGACUGGUACCUGCUGUGAGGAACUGCAGAAAAGCUGUAUUAACAUCAUGUAAUCUCACUGAUCAGCAUUGUGAACUUGUGGGAUCAGCUCUACAAUCAUCGAACUCCCCGCUGAAAGAGCUGGACCUGAGUAACAAUCACCUGCAGGACUCAGGAGUUAAGUUCAUCUGUACUGGACUGAAGAGUCUAAACUGUCAACUCAACAUACUGAGAUUAACAUCAUGUAAUCUCACUGAUCAGCAUUGUGAACUUGUGGGAUCAGCUCUACAAUCAUCGAACUCCCCGCUGAAAGAGCUGGACCUGAGUAACAAUCACCUGCAGGACUCAGGAGUUAAGUUCAUCUGUACUGGACUGAAGAGUCUAAACUGUCAACUCAAUGUACUGAGAUUAUCUGGCUGUUUGGUGACAGAAGAAGGUUGUGCUGCUCUGGCAUCAGCUCUGAGUUCAAACCCCUCACACCUGAGAGAGCUGGAUCUGAGCUACAAUCACCCAGGAGAAUCAGCACUGAAGCUGCACUUUGAUACACUCAAAUAUCUGAACAAACUCAAUUUGACAGGUUGUUAUCUCACUGAUCAGUACUGUGAAGUUGUGGCUUCAGCUCUACAAUCAUCAAACUCCCCCAUGAGAGAGCUGGACCUGAGUAACAAUGACUUGCAGGACUCAGGAGUGAAGCUGCUCUGUGCUGGACUGAAGAGUCUAAACUGUCAAAUCAACAUACUGAGAUUAUCAGGCUGUAUGGUGACUGCAGAAGGUUGUGCUGCUCUGGCAUCAGCUCUGAGUUCAAACCCCUCACACCUGAGAGAACUGGAUCUGAGCUACAAUCACCCAGGAGAAUCAGGAGUGAAGCUGCUCAAAACACUCAAACAUCUGGACAAACUCAAUGUGGAUCAUGGAGGAGAGUUCAGGAUCACAUCAGGACCUCAAAGAUAUGCCUGUGAUCUCACACUGGAUACAAACACAGCAAACAAACACCUCAAACUGUCUGACGAGAACAGAAAGGUGACACUUGUGAAAGAACAACAGUCAUAUCCUGAUCAUCCAGACAGAUUUGAUGUGUCCUCAGGUUCUGAGUGUUGAGAGUCUGACUGGACGCUGUUACUGGGAGACUGAAUGGAGUGGACAUUAUGUUCAAAUAUCAGUGUCAUAUAAAGAAAUCAAGAGGAAAGGAGGGAGUCAUGACUGUGUGUUUGGACAUAAUGUGAACUCCUGGAGUCUUGAAUGCUC